Messenger RNA from Macrosiphum euphorbiae (potato aphid), 567 nucleotides. The record is from the annotation of a GenBank genome assembly. NCBI's taxonomy places the organism in Eukaryota, Metazoa, Arthropoda, Insecta, Hemiptera, Aphididae.
AUGAUUAAGUUUUGUACAAGUGUGUUGUGUUUGAUUGUAUUAUGUAUGAAAGUGACUGCAUACAAGAAGUUUUAUUUACCCAACAGCAUUUGCCCACAUUUUUGCAAGUUCCGCACUACGUCUAAAUUCGAUAAAAAUGCACACUUGUUCGAUUGGGAGACUUGUUAUCCGACUUCAUACGAGAACGAACAAAGUAAUUCAGAAAACAACAGAUUAAAGAACGGUUGUCCGGUUGUACCUACAUGUAACGAUGACAGUUAUGUUAAUUGUGUAUGUUGGGGAAUAUACGGAUUGUAUGUUGGCAAUUUGACUCAGCCAAUAUGUAAAUUUAGCCGAGAAGAAGUGGAACUUCGCAGUCGGCCUAGUCAGAAACUAGGUAAUAUGCCUGUUAAGGAUCAAAAGAAAAAACCCGGUCAAGUUAUCACCAAUACUGCAGACACCAUCAAAACCAAACUUAAUUCAACUGUAAAUAUGGACGAAAACAUUUUGAAGGAUAAAUUUACAAUGUCGGGGCCAGCAAAAGGAGCGAGUUUGACUGAGUUUUGUUUAUUCUCAUUUUGUUUUUAA